Messenger RNA from Drosophila pseudoobscura, 928 nucleotides. RefSeq lists its product as uncharacterized. The record is from RefSeq and is a predicted model, not a curated record. NCBI's taxonomy places the organism in Eukaryota, Metazoa, Arthropoda, Insecta, Diptera, Drosophilidae. The transcript has 2 exons. The coding region runs from base 115 to 759 and encodes 214 amino acids.
CUCUGUCUUCACAUUUUGUCGAUGUCUAUAUGACAAGCCAAAUAAAACUCCAUAUUGAAAUUCGGUCAAAUUCAGAACACUGCAGCAACAUUAAUUAAUUCUUCUCAAGCAAUUAUGUCCGAAAACAACACAGAGUACACCUCAGAGGAGGCCGCACGCGCACCGAUGGAACUCGAGCCCAUGCUGAAUCCCAGUGACACCAAUUCAGCAUCCGUGGCAGUCUCGCCGUCGCCGUCUUCUAGUUCCGUGGCUGUCAGCGGCGGAUCGAGCUCGAUGACCAGCUCUGUGUUGCUGAACUUCAAUGAACGGGCCGUCAGCACCGGGGCAGAAAGGGGCUGGACCAGUUCGGAGCCAUCGGUGUCGGAAAAUACACGCUCGUCUUCGUCGCUAUCGCGCCAUGCUCGCUUCCCCUUGGCCAUGAGACGGAACAUGUCCGACCUGAGGAGGAACUAUACUUGGAACCAUUCUGAACGACGUCGGCUCAUUAUACGGAGACAUAUCCAGGCGACUCGGGAGCAUCGGGAGCAUCGGGAGAACCGGUUGGCUUGGGAUAAUCAGGUUUUUCUGGGUUUUCCGGACAUUCGAGCCAGUAGCGCCGCCUCUUCAGAGGACGAUGAGAACGAGUGGAACCGCAUUCCUGAAACGGUGCUGGCUCGUGUCCCGACACGCGGCAACAGCGUGAGCGACUGCAGCCAGUGCAGCAGCGAUCCGAAUGAUGAAGAUGAAGGCCAUCAGGACCUUGACGAAUGGCUCGCCUGAGGCGGAUUGAGGAGAAGACGUACCCUAACACCCAACGUAGUCCUAACACGCCAAACUUGGAUCGUAUGACUGAAAUUAUGUUGCUUUAAGCUUUGAUGGUGCGAAUAUGUUUAAGGAAUUUGCAAAAAAAUAGAGUUUUUUGUUGGGCAAAUGUUUUGCUUUUGUACGA